Messenger RNA from Diachasmimorpha longicaudata, 1866 nucleotides. RefSeq names its product A disintegrin and metalloproteinase with thrombospondin motifs like. Gene Ontology annotation, molecular function: metalloendopeptidase activity. Gene Ontology annotation, biological process: proteolysis. Lineage: Eukaryota; Metazoa; Arthropoda; Insecta; Hymenoptera; Braconidae. The record is from RefSeq and is a predicted model, not a curated record. Bases 84 to 1730 code for a protein of 548 amino acids. The transcript has 12 exons.
AGAAUAGCCGGUAUUUAUAUGCCAGCAGAUGUGAUUUUUCGACAGUUGCCGGUAAUUGGGCAAGAGAACUGAUUCAAUCGAAGAUGCAAGAUUUUAAGUUGUUAAUUUGGGUCUUCGCUGCCCUUUAUAUGGCGAAUGGGGUCCACUCAGAAGGAAUAAGUGAGGAUGUAACAACCACUGACACCGUGGAAUUCGUUAUCGAAUCAGGGAAAGACGGUGAUUCAGAAGAGGGCUCUACGCUAGCCCCCUCAAUUCAAUGGCCAAAUUUUGAGAGCCGAUCGGCGGAUGCUGCCACCGGAAUGUACCUAGAUACUUCUGAAGAAAACAUUGCACUAUGGCUGACAGACAGCAGUCUGUUUAAACAAGACACCCCAAUUUACUCACUAGUGUCGGGAGACUCCGGUCCAAUUAUAACAAAAUAUUCUACGCUGGUGGAAGUCUUGGAAGGAUCCAAAGACUUCGAAAAGGGUGCAGUACUAUUAUCUAGUCAGGAAAGGGAUAACAGCUCGGCAGGAACUGAAAGCGUUUCCUCGAAAAUUCGGGGAAUCCCAUGGACUCCUGAACCUCUUACAGACGAACUGACGACCGUACACCCUUCCACGAGUGAUGAAUCUUCUGAUUUAUCAUCGACGGGAAGGCAAGGAGUCGGUGAAUGCUCGAGGCAUCAUAGGGAAUGCAUUGAUCAGUGCGGUGAUCUUUCGAUGAUCGAUGAGAAUGCAGAUGGAGAAUGUGGCGUCUGUCGGCGACUGGCCAGCAAUAUCUUCUCUCAAUGUCCUUUGAGGCCUGGCACUAUAUAUCCUCGACUAUUGGUCGUCGUUGAUUACAGUUAUUACGUAAAAUUCAAUAAAAGAGAUAGUGACAUCAUCACUUACCUGCUGGGAUUUUGGAACGGUGUAGAUUUGAAAUACAGAUUUUUCGAGAAUCCCAAGAUCAGAAUGAAUAUCGUGGGUAUUGUGUUAACUAAGGAUACCGAGGCACUGCAUUACAUGAAAACUCGUUCUAGCCAGAGGGUAGAUAUUGAUGAUGCAAUGAACCAAGGUGGACACUAUUGGUAUGCGCGGAACGCUAAUAUUCCAAUUGACAGCUACGAUGUGAUUGUGACAAUGACAUCAAACUAUUUAUGUGAGUUUGCUUCCUCUGCUUUCACGAAGGGAAAAUAUUGUCGACAUCUCUCUGAAGGGGUUGGAGAAUCGAGCGGAGCAUGCGCGGCUUCCGAUGAUCGUCUUUUAAAAUUAGCUAUCGUUAACGACAACGCCGAAUUCAGGGGAAUUAGGACAGCGGCUCAUAAAAUUGGUCAUACAUUUGGUAUUGACCAUGACAGCAUUAACGGGGAAAAUGGAUGCUCCUUCGAUAAUGAGUACGUAAUGGCGUCUGAUGACAGUCUAUCGGAACAUCAGUCAUUAUGGUCCAAUUGCAGUUUGCGAGAUUUCCAAAUUUUCCUCGAUGAGAACCCAACCUGCUUCAACAAUAAAAUGGACAGGCGAGAAAUUCUGCCGGUAUAUCUUCCUGGGAAAAUUCUGGACGUUCAGGAGCAAUGCCAUAGAAACAGAGCACUCGGGGCCUGUCACAUAGACGCUUCAAUCUGCCGGUCCUUAAAGUGUAAAUACGGUACUAGGGGCCAUUGCGCCAAAGAGUUCUACUCUGCUGCUGAUGGAUCAACAUGUGCAACCGAAAAAAUUUGCUUAAAUGGAAAAUGCGUUGACGAUCCGACUGUAGCCCCGUUGAUGUGAAUCAAAUGACUCCAUGAAUUGGCAUAUUAUGUUUAUUCUUAAAUGAGAUUCACUUUAGGGACCAUUUUAGGGUUCAACAUUGUGUUAAAUUGAAAUCCUCCAUGAACGAGUAGAAUAAAGGAUACAUAUUUGCAUA